Prosopis cineraria is the source of this 725-nucleotide messenger RNA. RefSeq lists its product as uncharacterized. The transcript has 3 exons. Bases 143 to 316 code for a protein of 57 amino acids. The record is from RefSeq and is a predicted model, not a curated record. NCBI's taxonomy places the organism in Eukaryota, Viridiplantae, Streptophyta, Magnoliopsida, Fabales, Fabaceae.
UGAACAAUUUGAUUGCCCGGGCCUCCAAUAUUUUUAACGCCCUAUUCAGACGCAGUGGCUCCGUUCCAAACACAGAAAACCGUCGCAAUUAGUUUGCUGAAACCUGGAGAAAUGAUGUGAAAGAGUGUUCCGUUUAGGUAAAAUGGAGAAGAGCUUCACUCUCAUUCAGACUAUAGCCACUGCUGGCGUUUUCUCUGCGAUUUCGUUCUGGUACGGUUUCAUGUUCGGCAGAGAAUCCUCUCGCAAAGAGCUUGGCGAUUUAAUCGAAGAUCUCCGUCGGGGAAAUCCCUCGUCCGACCCUCAUUCUCAUUCUUGAGACAGUAUUGGUCAUCUCUCUUUGCGGGUAUCAACCUGAAGCGAUGUGAACAUGACUUUGAUGAGUUGGCUGGGAAAUCAUUUAAAUACCUGCUCUUUGGCGAGGCGAUUACUGGACCAUGUUCAGCGGCAUAUUUCAUGUACUGGCUAAAACUAUAUUUUGCCACCUAGAUUUCGUCCGAAUUUUGAAAACCUUUGCAAUUGUCAUAUGGGGAUAACUCUAUUUCCCGCGGUCUAUAGAUUCCGCACAAUUCUUAGUUUGUACUUUGUGUGCUUUCAAAAUUCAAUGGACCUCUGCCUUGCCAAUUUUGUAAAUAGUGUUGAUUGUAGGGCUUGGACCUUAACAUUUAACCGUGAGGGUAUGCUAACUCAAUAAUAUGCACACCUCUAUACGAAGAGUUUUAUGUUAA